CGUAAGAAAUGAAAUAUCUAAAAACAAAGGGAUUUAAGUGAUAUAUAAAAGACCACGAUCUUCAGUUUACUCCUCAUUGUUCCCAGCAAACUCAAACGGAAGUCAAACCACCAUGCCAUAAGUACUGGGUUAAAUUUUUAAAAUAGAAUAAUUAAAGCAGUUACGGCAAGUACGUGUGUACUCAUAAAUAUUUCCUGAUUGAGUGGGUGUAGCGUCUAGCGUAUGCUCGAAAUCGGACCGUCAUAUUGGAACAUGGCAUCAUGUUCAUUUCGGGUCAACAAAACCGUGGCUAUAACUUUCCUGAUACUUAUCCUGGUUGCAGUUGCAGAAGCGUGGAUAUUUUGGGUUCCCAUUUUAAAGCAUAAAACAGUAUAUCGCCGGAUCCUUUACAAGCACAAAAUCAACCAUGGUCAUCAACACAAACCCAAAUGCGGAUGGUGCGGGGGAGCUGAGAACAGUCGCGGAUGGGGCUGGAAAGGGGGUAGUGGGUGGGGUUGGAAAGGAGGAUUUGACAAUAGACAGGGAGGAGGCAGAUUUGGAUUUGGAUAGCCUUUUCAAGACCUACUUAGAGCGUGGAAGAUACAUGUCAGUUAAUUAAUUAGUAAUUAUUUUAUUCUGGCUACGAUAACGUAUUCAUUAUUACAGUAAAGAAUUUACAAGAACCAAAAUGCGAUCUGAUUCAGAUUUGACUAAAUUUAUUUGUUAAUAUAAACUACAUAAGUGCAAUA
Messenger RNA from Folsomia candida, 728 nucleotides. RefSeq lists its product as uncharacterized. Bases 223 to 549 code for a protein of 108 amino acids. The record is from RefSeq and is a predicted model, not a curated record. The transcript is spliced from 3 exons. Lineage: Eukaryota; Metazoa; Arthropoda; Collembola; Entomobryomorpha; Isotomidae.